GACAAGCCUCAGCCGCCACCUGAGGGCCGUCUUCCUGAUGCCACCAAGGGUUCUGACCACCUGAGGCAAGUCUUUGGCAAGCAGAUGGGUUUGAGUGAUCAGGACAUCGUUGCCCUCUCUGGUGGCCACACCUUGGGAAGGUGCCACAAAGAGCGGUCUGGUUUUGAGGGGGCCUGGACUACGAACCCUUUGGUCUUUGACAACUCUUACUUCAAGGAACUUCUGAGUGGUGACAAGGAGGGCCUUCUUCAGCUCCCAAGUGACAAAGCCCUGCUGAGCGACCCUGUCUUCCGCCCUCUUGUGGAGAAAUAUGCUGCAGAUGAGAAGGCAUUCUUUGAUGACUACAAAGAGGCCCACCUCAAGCUCUCCGAACUGGGGUAUGCUGAUGCUUAAAUGGCCCAUAUCCUGGAGCGGGAUACAAACUGCUGCCUCAUGCUCUCUCUCAUGAGACAAGGGGGGCAGGUUGUUGUGCUUGCAAGUAUCUGUUGCAGAUGUUGUUCAUGCCUGUAACGUACCA
Molecule: messenger RNA, 517 nt
Organism: Zea mays
Lineage: Eukaryota; Viridiplantae; Streptophyta; Magnoliopsida; Poales; Poaceae
Product: APx1 - Cytosolic Ascorbate Peroxidase
Exons: 7
Coding region: 85-393 (102 amino acids)
Biological process (GO): response to reactive oxygen species; cellular response to oxidative stress; hydrogen peroxide catabolic process
Cellular component (GO): chloroplast
Molecular function (GO): heme binding; peroxidase activity
Source: RefSeq, marked validated